CAUCCCACCACCUCGCGUCCUCGUCGACACCUCUUGCACCUUCUUACACCUCUACCAACCCACCCAGACGAUCUACAAUGGCACCCAAGUCCGCAGCUGAGAAGAAGCCCACCUCCACCGCUGGCAAGGCUCCGGCCAAGUCCACUGAGGGCGCAAAGAAGACAGCAAAGACCACCGCGCCUCCCAAGGCUGAGGGUGAGAAGAAGAAGAGAAACAAGGCGCGCAAGGAGACCUACUCUUCUUAUAUCUACAAGGUCCUCAAGCAGGUCCACCCCGAUACUGGUAUCUCCAACAAGGCUAUGUCCAUCCUUAACUCCUUCGUGAACGAUAUCUUCGAGCGGAUUGCCGGUGAAGCUUCCAAGCUCGCUUCUUACUCCAAGAAGUCGACCAUCUCCUCCCGCGAGAUUCAGACAGCUGUCCGGCUCAUUCUCCCUGGCGAGCUUUCCAAGCACGCUAUCUCUGAGGGUACCAAGAGUGUGACGAAGUUCUCUUCCUCUGCUACCACAACGAAAUAAGUGGUUGGCACGGUUGGGUUUUCUCGUUCUCCCUCUUGUCUGUCUCAUACUGCUGUACUUUUGUGCUAAUACACCCUGUUUACAUACGUGAUUGCGCUGUCUGUAAGCAACGUGUCCAUUGUUAUCAACUUGGUGAAUUGUAUGUUAUGGAAAG
Molecule: messenger RNA, 669 nt
Organism: Dacryopinax primogenitus
Lineage: Eukaryota; Fungi; Basidiomycota; Dacrymycetes; Dacrymycetales; Dacrymycetaceae
Product: histone H2B
Exons: 4
Coding region: 78-515 (145 amino acids)
Biological process (GO): nucleosome assembly
Cellular component (GO): nucleosome
Molecular function (GO): structural constituent of chromatin; protein heterodimerization activity; DNA binding
Source: RefSeq, a predicted model, not a curated record